This is a messenger RNA of Vigna radiata var. radiata (mung bean), 2586 nucleotides long. Its product is annotated as two-component response regulator ARR2. Gene Ontology annotation, biological process: phosphorelay signal transduction system; cytokinin-activated signaling pathway. Bases 1 to 2022 code for a protein of 673 amino acids. Gene Ontology annotation, molecular function: DNA-binding transcription factor activity; DNA binding. The record is from RefSeq and is a predicted model, not a curated record. The transcript has 6 exons. Lineage: Eukaryota; Viridiplantae; Streptophyta; Magnoliopsida; Fabales; Fabaceae.
AUGAAUCUCGGCAGCGGCAAGGGAUCAACUUCCAGUUCUCCUCUGAAAACCGGGGACGUUGUCUCCGACAAGUUUCCGGCGGGUCUCAGGGUGAUGGUGGUGGAUGAUGAUCCCACUUGCCUUAGGAUACUUGAGAGGAUGCUGCGUGCUUGUCUCUAUGAAGUGACGAAAUGCAAGCGGGCUGAGGUUGCAUUGUCGCUUCUGAGAGAGAACAAAAACGGGUUUGACAUUGUUUUGAGCGAUGUGCAUAUGCCAGACAUGGAUGGAUUCAAGCUUCUGGAGCAUAUUGGGUUGGAGAUGGACCUUCCAGUUAUUAUGAUGUCUGCUGAUGAUGGAAAAAGUGUUGUGAUGAAAGGGGUGACACACGGUGCCUGUGAUUAUCUGAUUAAACCUGUGAGAAUCGAGGCUUUGAAGAACAUAUGGCAGCAUGUGAUUCGGAAGAGAAAGAAUGGGUUGAAAGAUGCAGAGCAAUCGGGUAGUGUGGAAGAAGGAGAUCGGCUUCUAAAAGGGUGUGACGAUGGAGAUUAUUCAUCUUCAGUGAAUGAAGGCAAAGGCUCAAAGAAGAGGAGGGACGAGGAGGAAGAAGGAGAUGAGAGGGAUGAUUCCUCCACGUUGAAGAAGCCACGAGUUGUUUGGUCUGUUGAGCUUCAUCAGCAGUUUAUGGCUGCUGUGAAUCAACUUGGAAUUGAUAAGGCAGUUCCUAAGAAGAUUCUGGAGUUGAUGAAUGUUCCUGGGCUCACUAGAGAAAAUGUUGCCAGCCACCUCCAGAAAUACCGUUUGUAUCUUCGAAGACUGAGUGGAGUUUCACAGCAGCAGGGCAACUUGACCAACUCCUUCAUCAACUCACAAGAAGCAACAUUUGGGGCAACCUCAAUCAAUGGAAUUGAUCUUCAAACUCUUUCAGUUGCCGGUCAGCUUCCAGCUCAAAGUCUAGCCAAGCUUCAAGCCGCGGCACUUGGCAGGACAACUGCCAAAGCUGGUGUGUCUAUGCCUCUAUCUGAUCAAAAGAACCUUUUCAGUUUUGAGAGCCCAAGAUUAAGAUUUGCAGAAGGGUCACUGCAUCAUUUAAGCAACAGUAAACCAAUGAACUUGCUUCAUGGCAUUCCUACCAACAUGGAGCCAAAACAGCUAGUCACUUUGCACCAAUCUAACCAAACCCUUGGUAACUUGAACAUGCGAGUCAGUACUCCUGCUGCACAGAACAACCCCUUGUUGAUGCAGAUGGCUCGGUCUCAACCAAGAGGUCAGAUGCUAAGUGAAAAUGCUGAUUCUCAUGCAACCAGGUUUCCAUCAUCUUUGGUUCAGCCUACAGUACCAAAUAGUAUUUCUAAUGGUGUUUUGGGAAAUAGAAUUACUGGCUCCAGCAACAUAACUAGUGCUUAUAAUACAGUUCCACAAAACUCUUCAUUGUUGAAUUUUCCCAUCAACCAAACCAAUGAAAUGUCUGUCGGUAAUUUUCCUCUUAGAAGCACUCCAGGUAUAACUAGUAUCCCAACUAAAGCCAUGUUCCAUGAAGAAGGUACCUCAAGCAUUACAGGACCUGGUGGAUUUGUUUCAAGUUAUGAUAUGUUUAAUGAACUCCACCAUCAGAAGUCCCAUGAUUGGGACUUAACAAGCACGGGCAUAACAUAUGAUUCUUCUCAGCAUGCAAAUCCUUUACAAGGUAACAUUGAUGUCUCACCAUCAGUUUUAGUCCAUCAGGGUUUUCCCUGCUUGCAACAACAGUCUGUGCAAACUAGAGAUUCCAAUUCAAUUGGAAAACCUCUGUUCUGCACUGGGGAAGCCAUACAUCAGAGUAAUCUCCAAAAUGUUAGUCAACACCUCAAUAACCUUGUUGACAGUUCAGUAAGGGUUAAGGCUGAAACAUUUCCUGAUCCAAGCUCCCAGAUUAAUAACCUCUUCUCUGAUCAGUACGGUCAGGAGGAUCUUGUCACUGCAUUUCUGAAACAGCAAGAAGGUGUAGGACCAUCUGAUCAUGAUUUAGACUUUGAUGGAUAUUCCUUAGACAACAUUCCGGUUUAGAAAUGAUCCUGUCAGAUCUCUUUCUUAUUGCAGACGCCAAUGUAAAUAGUUGGCGUUCCAUUUGAACCAAAUCAUCCUGCAAUCAGUUAGUUUGUUCCUUAGUUUAAAUUUUUCAACAAAUAGAAUUUAGUUGAUGUAAAAAAUUCAGGCAUCAGGGAGUAGUAUGCUAUUAUGAUUUAGUCUGGAUGCUCAAGAUCAGUUAAGUGAUCCAUCAAGAUGAAUAAUAACAAACAUUGAAUGCAUGUAUGCAGAAGGCAUAUUUGCAAGUUUUUGGCUGCUUUUGAUUGCAAAGGUCCUAGCAAGCUUCUACUAUUGAAGUGUACAUGGUGACAUUGAUUUAGGGCAGAACUGCAGAAGCAAGGUUUUGAUACUACUGCAGACUUGUAGGAGCAUUUUUAACUUUAAUAACACCCUCAUGAAAUGUUUUUUCCUCUGCUCUUUUUUUUUUUCCUUUUUUUUUGUUUUUCACAUUGAUUGAAGGACUGCUGUAAGUAUGUAAAUAUUCCACUGCCCAUUGUUUUGUGGUUGCUUCUUUGCUUGAAUAGUACUUGUUCAAUUAUGUUU